GGCGUCGCUCCGCCGGUGACGUCACUGCGGAGGGUUGCUCCGCCGGCGUGGUGUUGUCUUCUUCCUCCCGUCGCCUUGAUCGCGGCGGGCCGGCCGGCCGGAGGAGCUAUGGGGAAGCAGCAGUUUCGCGAGACGGACGUGGCCAAGAAGAUAAGCCACAUCUGCUUUGGGAUGAAAUCUCCUGAAGAAAUGAGGCAACAGGCUCACCUCCAGGUGGUUAGUAAAAAUUUAUACAGCCAAGAUAACCACUCUCCUCUUCAAUAUGGCGUAUUGGACCAUCGCAUGGGUACAAGUGAAAAGGAUCGUCCCUGCAAAACCUGUGGAAAAAAUCUGGCAGAAUGCUUGGGGCAUUAUGGCUACAUUGACCUGGAGUUACCUUGUUUUCACGUGGGAUACUUCAAAGCUGUGAUAGGCAUUCUCCAGAUGAUUUGCAAGACGUGUUGCCGUAUCUUACUAACCACCGAGGAACAGAAACAAUUUUUGGAUUAUCUGAAGAGACCUGGUUUGACCUAUCUCCAGAAAAGAGGCUUGAAGAAAAAGGUCUCCGAAAAAUGUAGGAAGAAGAACACUUGCCCCCAUUGUGGUGCUUUCAAUGGCACCGUAAAGAAGUGUGGCUUGCUAAAGAUCAUCCAUGAGAAGUAUAAGACCACCAAAAAGAUUGUGGACCCCCUGGUGUCUGAUUUCAUUCAGUCCUUCGACACUGCAAUAGAACACAACAAAGAGAUCGAAUCUUUACUGGGAAAAGCCCAGGAGAACCUGAACCCCUUAAUGGUGUUGAACAUCUUGAAGAGAAUUCCUGCAGAAGACAUCCCUCUUCUUCUGAUGAACCCAGAAUCAGGGAAGCCUUCAGACUUGAUCCUGACCCGCCUUUUGGUUCCACCACUCUGCAUUCGGCCUUCUGUGAUCAGUGACUUGAAAUCCGGCACCAACGAGGAUGAUCUAACAAUGAAGUUGACAGAAAUCAUUUUCCUUAACGAUGUGAUCAAAAAGCAUAGAAUAUCUGGAGCCAAAACUCAGAUGAUAAUGGAAGAUUGGGAUUUCCUGCAGCUACAAUGUGCCCUGUAUAUUAACAGUGAACUUUCUGGCAUUCCCCUCAACAUGGCGCCCAAGAAAUGGACCAGAGGCUUUGUGCAACGGCUCAAAGGGAAGCAAGGUCGUUUUAGGGGAAACUUGUCUGGAAAACGAGUCGAUUUCUCAGGCAGAACAGUGAUCUCUCCUGACCCGAACCUGAGAAUUGAUGAAGUGGCUGUACCUGUUCACGUGGCCAAGAUUCUCACCUUUCCUGAGAAGGUAAACAAAGCCAACAUCGCCUUCAUGAGGAAACUUGUACGUAAUGGUCCAGAAGUCCAUCCCGGUGCCAACUUCAUCCAGCAGAGGCAUACACAAAUGAAACGGUUUUUGAAAUAUGGAAACCGGGAGAGGAUGGCACAGGAGCUGAAGUAUGGAGACAUUGUAGAGAGGCACCUGAUCGAUGGAGACAUAGUCUUGUUUAACCGCCAGCCCUCUUUGCACAAGCUCAGCAUCAUGGCUCACAUAGCUAAGGUAAAGCCGCACCGGACUUUCCGGUUCAACGAAUGUGUUUGCACGCCAUACAACGCCGAUUUUGACGGCGAUGAGAUGAACCUUCAUCUUCCUCAAACCGAAGAAGCCAAAGCCGAAGCACUUGUCCUGAUGGGGACCAAAGCCAACUUGGUAACCCCAAGGAAUGGAGAACCGCUGAUCGCUGCAAUUCAGGAUUUUCUGACAGGUGCUUAUCUCCUCACGCUAAAGGACACUUUUUUUGAUCGAGCGAAAGCGUGUCAGUUGAUCGCCUCUAUUCUGGUGGGCAAGGAUGAAAAAGUGAAAGUUCGCCUCCCACCUCCAGCAAUUCUUAAGCCGGUCACCCUGUGGACAGGAAAGCAGGUCUUCAGUGUCAUUCUGAAACCUGGAGACAGUUGUCCCGUCAAGGCCAAUCUCAGAACCAAAGGCAAGCAAUACUGCGGCAAAGGAGAAGAUUUGUGCAGUAAUGACUCCUAUGUUGCAAUCCACAACAGCGAGUUGAUGUCUGGCAGCAUGGACAAGGGGACGUUGGGAUCCGGAUCGAAGAAUAAUAUAUUCUACAUUUUACUGAGAGAUUGGGGCCAAGUGGAGGCAGCUGAUGCCAUGUCAAGGUUAGCCAGACUGGCUCCUGUCUACCUCUCUAACCGUGGCUUUUCCAUUGGAAUUGGCGAUGUCACCCCUGGCCAAGGCUUGCUGAAGGCAAAAUAUGAACUUCUGAAUGCCGGCUACAAGAAAUGUGACGAAUAUAUUGAAGCCUUGAAGACUGGAAAGCUACAGCAGCAACCUGGCUGCACAGCGGAGGAAACCCUAGAGGCCCUGAUUCUGAAGGAACUGUCUGUUAUCCGAGACCACGCGGGCAGUGCCUGCCUUAGAGAACUAGACAAAAGUAACAGCCCCCUCACGAUGGCCGUUUGUGGUUCCAAAGGAUCCUUUAUUAAUAUAUCCCAGAUGAUUGCUUGUGUAGGCCAGCAAGCCAUCAGUGGGUCCCGUGUUCCUGAUGGCUUUGAAAACCGAUCCUUGCCUCAUUUUGAGAAGCAUUCCAAGCUUCCAGCCGCUAAAGGUUUUGUGGCCAACAGCUUCUAUUCUGGGUUGACACCCACCGAAUUUUUCUUCCACACCAUGGCUGGUCGGGAAGGUCUUGUCGAUACAGCUGUAAAAACAGCCGAAACAGGAUACAUGCAGAGACGGUUGGUGAAAUCCCUUGAAGAUCUUUGUUCUCAGUAUGACUUGACCGUCAGGAGUUCUACGGGGGACAUUAUACAGUUCAUUUAUGGUGGGGAUGGCUUAGAUCCUGCGGCCAUGGAAGGAAAAGACGAACCUUUGGAGUUCAAGCGCGUUCUGAACAACGUCAGAGCCGUGUAUCCCAGCCGAAGCGAGCCUGCGCUUAGUAAAAACGAACUGGUGCUAACCGCCGAAUCCAUCAUGAAGAAAAACGAAUUCCUUUGUUGCCAGGACAGCUUCCUGCAGGUAUGGUUUUGUUUCUACCUCCCUUUUCCAUGCCAAGGUCAUUUUUCCUUCUUUCAAACUCGGAAUGAAUGCCCUUCUAUUCCUCUCUUGAUCCAUUCAAUAAACGGACUUCCAUUUAAUCUUUGUUACGGCUAUGUGGCCUAUUAUAAGCCCUACGUUUUAUACCAGUUGGACCGAAUCACUCCAACCCAGCUGGAAAAGUUUCUGGAGAUCUGCAGAGAGAAGUAUAUGAGGGCACAGAUGGAGCCAGGCUCUGCAGUGGGAGCGCUCUGUGCGCAAAGCAUCGGGGAGCCCGGCACGCAGAUGACCCUCAAGACUUUCCAUUUUGCUGGUGUGGCCUCCAUGAACAUCACCUUAGGGGUGCCCAGGAUCAAAGAGAUCAUCAAUGCCUCCAAAGCCAUCAGCACGCCAAUUAUCACUGCCCAUCUCGACAUAGAUGAUGAUCCUGAUUUUGCCCGUUUGGUCAAAGGAAGAAUAGAAAAAACACUUCUGGGAGAGAUAUCGGAGUACAUCGAAGAAGUCUUCCUUCCUGACGACUGUUUCAUUCUUGUCAAGCUUUCUUUGGAGAGGAUUAGGCUGCUGCGGCUGGAAGUUAAUGCGGAGACUGUGAGAUAUUCCAUUUGCGUCUCGAAGCUCAGAGUGAAGCCCGGGGAUGUGGUGGUCCACGGGGAAGCGGUAGUCUGCGUUACUCCCCGUGAGAAUAGCAAGAGCUCCAUGUAUUAUGUCUUGCAGGCUCUGAAAGAAGAGCUGCCAAAAGUUGUAGUGCAAGGUAUACCAGAGGUGUCUCGUGCUGUCAUUCAUAUUGACGAACAGAGUGGAAAGGAAAAGUACAAAUUAUUGGUGGAAGGUGACAACUUGAGAGCUGUCAUGGCCACUCAUGGGGUAAAAGGAACCAGAACGACAUCGAACAACACUUAUGAGGUUGAGAAAACCUUGGGCAUUGAAGCUGCACGAACCACUAUUAUCAGUGAAAUCCAAUAUACUAUGGUAAACCACGGAAUGAGUAUUGAUCGGAGGCAUGUCAUGCUGUUGUCAGACCUAAUGACCUACAAGGUUUGGGGUGUUGUUUUUUUCCAUUAUGUAUACAAUUACUCAUUCUUUCCCUGCUCUCAUCCUGAAAAAAUAUAUAAAGGAAGAAAAAUGCUAAGAAAGGCUUGGCAAUAAUACCAGCGUGAGAUUUGGGCAGGGGCCCUUCUCCUUUAGAUUGGAGAAGGCUUUCCAUUGACAACUUGUGUACUGCAUGAGCCAGAAAGAGGGCUGAGAAAGUAUCUACAGACCCCCUCACAUCCUGCACAUAAACUAAUUCAACUCCUUCCCCUGGGAUGCCACUAUAGGGCAUUGGCAACCAAAACAACUGGAUACAAGGACAGUUUUCUGCUCUGCUUCCCACAGCAUUGUCUU
This is a messenger RNA of Notechis scutatus (mainland tiger snake), 4407 nucleotides long. NCBI's taxonomy places the organism in Eukaryota, Metazoa, Chordata, Lepidosauria, Squamata, Elapidae. The record is from RefSeq and is a predicted model, not a curated record.